Messenger RNA from Manacus vitellinus (golden-collared manakin), 2608 nucleotides. It is a transcript of the gene SKI, whose product is annotated as SKI proto-oncogene. Lineage: Eukaryota; Metazoa; Chordata; Aves; Passeriformes; Pipridae. Gene Ontology annotation, molecular function: RNA polymerase II cis-regulatory region sequence-specific DNA binding; DNA-binding transcription factor activity, RNA polymerase II-specific; SMAD binding. The record is from RefSeq and is a predicted model, not a curated record. Gene Ontology annotation, cellular component: nucleus. Gene Ontology annotation, biological process: negative regulation of BMP signaling pathway.
GAGCCUUCUGCCGCCUCCUGCUUUCUGCUUUCCUCCCCCGCGCCUUCCUCCGGUGGAUAUGGACAGAAGGGGGAUCACUGCAGAGAAGCAGCAGCCGCCAGAACAUAUUUGAGCCCCGGGUGCUCGGAGCGUGGCACAGACUUUUUGUGUUUCCGUGGGUGGUGUGUGUGUGUGAGUGAGUGUGUGAGUGUCGGAGGUGUGGGAGGAGGGAUCGGUUUGCCUGGGGGCUGGCUGAGGGGGUGAGUGCUCGGAUGAAGACCUCUUUUUGCCGUGAUUCUCUGCUCCAUCGGGGCAGCUUGGAGACUUGGAGGGUUUGAAAUUGUAACGAACCAAGAGGAAAGAAAGAAGAGAGAGACACGCAUACAAAAGGAUUUAUUUCCUCUCCGUUAGUGGAUUGCUGAGUGGGAAGGAGAAAAAAAAAAACAAGGAAACUAAAAAAUGGAGACUGUAAGUAGAAGCAGCUUCCAGCCUCAUCCAGGACUGCAGAAGACCUUGGAACAGUUUCAUCUGAGCUCUAUGAGCUCCCUGGGUGGCCCUGCUGCUUUCUCAGCACGAUGGGCACAGGAGAUGUACAAGAAAGACAAUGGCAAAGACCCCGCGGAACCUGUACUGCAUCUGCCCCCAAUCCAGCCUCCUCCGGUCAUGCCCGGUCCCUUCUUCAUGCCCUCGGACAGAUCCACAGAGAGGUGCGAGACCAUCCUGGAAGGGGAAACCAUCUCCUGCUUCGUGGUGGGUGGAGAGAAGCGGCUUUGCUUGCCCCAGAUCCUGAACUCGGUGCUCAGGGACUUCUCCCUGCAGCAGAUUAAUUCGGUGUGUGAUGAGCUGCAUAUUUACUGCUCCAGAUGCACUGCUGACCAGCUGGAAAUCCUCAAAGUCAUGGGCAUCCUGCCCUUCUCCGCUCCUUCCUGCGGGCUCAUCACGAAAACUGACGCUGAGAGGCUUUGUAACGCCUUGCUUUAUGGUGGCACCUAUCCUCCCCACUGCAAGAAGGAAUUCUCGAGCACAAUUGAGCUGGAGCUCACGGAGAAGAGCUUCAAGGUGUAUCAUGAGUGCUUUGGGAAGUGUAAGGGACUCCUGGUGCCAGAGCUUUACAGUAACCCCAGCGCAGCCUGCAUCCAGUGCUUGGACUGCAGGCUCAUGUACCCACCUCACAAAUUUGUGGUCCACUCUCACAAAUCGCUGGAAAACAGGACUUGCCACUGGGGCUUUGACUCUGCAAACUGGAGAUCCUAUAUCCUCCUCAGCCAGGAUUAUACUGGGAAAGAGGAGAAAGCUAGACUGGGCCAGCUCUUAGACGAAAUGAAAGAAAAAUUUGACUAUAACAACAAAUACAAGAGGAAAGCCCCCCGGGUCUCUUCAGAUCCUCCUGCUUCCAAAAAGCCCAAAACAGAUGACUCUGCUUCCCAAUCUCCAGCUUCUUCUGAGAAGGAGAAACAGUCCAGUUGGUUACGGUCCUUAUCCAGUUCAUCCAACAAGAGCAUCGGGUGUGUGCACCCCCGGCAGCGGCUCUCGGCGUUCCGGCCCUGGUCCCCCGCGGUGUCGGCCGGCGAGAAGGAGCUCUCGGGCCACCUCCCCGCCCUCAUCCGGGACAGCUUCUACUCCUACAAGAGCUUCGAGAGCGCCGUGGCCCCCAACGUGGCCCUGGCCCCCCCAGCCCAGCAGAAGAUCGUGAGCAACCCCCCCUGUGCCACCGUGGUGUCCCGGGGCAGCGACUCCCUGAGCUCUGCCCAGCCCAGGAAAAGGAAACACGUGGAACAUGUGGCUGCUCCCGAGGCCACGGCCCCGGCCCCCGAGGAGGACAAGGAGUCGGAAGCAGAAAUUGAAGUAGAAACCAGGGAAGAAUUCACCUCCUCCUUAUCCUCGCUCUCCUCCCCAUCCUUCACUUCAUCCAGCUCUGCCAAGGACAUGAGCUCCCCUGGGAUGCAGCCCCCCGUGCCCGUCAACAGCUCCUACGAGGUGGCAGCACACCCUGACUCCCACAGCAGCGGCCUGGAAGCUGAGCUGGAGCACCUCAGGCAGGCCCUGGACAGUGGCCUGGACACAAAAGAAGCCAAAGAGAAAUUCCUGCACGAGGUGGUGAAGAUGAGGGUGAAGCAGGAGGAGAAGCUGAACGCGGCCCUGCAGGCCAAGCGCAGCCUGCACCAGGAGCUGGAGUUCCUGAGGGUGGCCAAGAAGGAGAAGCUGCGGGAAGCCACCGAGGCCAAGCGCAACCUGCGGAAGGAGAUCGAGCGCCUGCGGGCCGAGAACGAGAAGAAGAUGAAGGAGGCGACGCAGUCGCGGGUGCGGCUGCAGCGGGGAGCUGGGAGCAGGCCGCGGCAGAUCCGCGUGUGCGACAAGGGCUGCGAGGCGGGGCGCCCGAGCAAGUCUCGGCCAAUCGAGGACCUGCAGGUGAAGCUGCAGCACGCCGAGGCCGACCGGGAGCAGCUCCGCGCCGACCUCCUGCACGAGCGGGAGGCCCGGGAACACUUGGAGAAGGUGGUCAAGGAACUUCAGGAACAACUGUGGCCUAAGUCGAGCAGCCAGCCCAGCAGCGAGAGCACCUCGAGCCCCAUGGAGAACUGAGCCCCGGGCAGGGCAGGGCGGGAGCGGCGCCGCAGGGCGGGCGCGG